Molecule: messenger RNA, 3776 nt
Organism: Ciona intestinalis (vase tunicate)
Lineage: Eukaryota; Metazoa; Chordata; Ascidiacea; Phlebobranchia; Cionidae
Source: RefSeq, a predicted model, not a curated record
ACGUCAAAACAUAAACUCAUUUUAAACAAGUCCUUAACAUUUUUUUGACAACACAUUUUAUGAUAGCCUUUUUUUACAUAAAAAAAACACACACAUCAAGUAAUAACUUCUAAUAUUUUUCUUUUAAUUAUGAGGCCAUUGUUUCUAACAAUCCUAUAAGUUCCAUACUUCAUGUUCUAAACAUAAAUGAAGAUAGCUGACGUAAUGAUUUGGGGGUCAUUUCUUUUCUCGCGUUGACAUUCUUGAAUGUAAAUUGAUACAUUACGUGAUUCUUUUGGAAAUUAUUAUGUAUUACAUUUGUAUUACACCUGUCAUUAAAAGGCGGCGACAUUAUGUCAAGCCUAUGUCUAUAAUAUAAACAGCGCGUCACUGCUACUAAAUGUAGUAGCAUUACAUCAAUUAACUUACCGUUGCUGACAAAAAAUGCCAGACGUAUAUAAAGUAGUCGUGUCGAAAAAGCCGCAACUUGUAGGCGAAGCAUCCAGAAACGAGAAGUUGUAGCAGAAAUUUUAACCACAGAUGAUGCCCCUCCCGUCGUAGGCGUGAGUUGUAGUCUGAGAAACGCUAGUGUUACGGAAGUUCUCCCUUUGACGCAAGGCGCCCGUGUCCGCCCGUCUGUACCGGCAACCUAAUUUAAUGUGACCUAUACUGGGACUGUUUAUAUUAGAUCGACAUAUCACAAGAUUCUAGGUUUAUUUCGAGCUACCCUUUAAACCGCAUAGUCAGUUUUAUAUGAACGUGAGGUGCGUCGGCGGCGUCAUGUGCAUUUUUGUGGCUAUUGUCCAAUUUUAGAAAUAUUGCAAAGGGGUGUCGCAACGUAAGUGUCUGCCUACGCACGCAAUAAUGUUAAUUGAUUUGGAAAUUUUCAACUAUCAUAUUUGCUUGACACGUCGGAAUGUCCAACUACCAGUUACUAUAAACACGAAAACGCAAAUGGAUACCAGUGUAUAACAUAAACGAAUCAAUUAUCUGACUUUGGAGCAAAAAGCAGGGUAAAUGGAAAGUAGUGUAUGAANAAGCAUUUAGGGCCUUUCAUCAGUGAGAAAAGUACAUAUAUGUCUUACAUCUCAUGGCCCAAGGCAGACAACUUCGAAAAAAAGUCUCUUUUCAAAUUUCCCCGUGCGCGAAUACUACAUAAGACGUGAUGCGUUGCCCAAACUCACACUUUCGAGCCUCAGAGCGCACGAUCACUAGAAUAUAAAAGCCUUAAGCAGUUAUCUGUAUUUGUUACAUUGAGUUGCAAAUAUUCGAAGAGAUUUACCAUUUAAACAACCAAGAUGAAAAUGUUGGCAUAUCUUGCUUCAGCCUUCCUUCUGAUUUCAAUCAUUGAAGGUUCUCCAGUAAGAUUCAGCGACCGACGUUGUUUCGCCCGUCUGCGGCAAGUCCAGCUUGAGAUCCGGGCAAACGGGGAUAUUGUGUCCGAUCCCCAUUAUGUACCAGAGUGCGACUCCAGGGGUAUCCGAUGGAGGCCUGCCCAAUGCGACCACCACGAUAUCGGUUAUUGCUUUUGCGUGAACACGACCACGGGAGAGCCAAUGAACAGAACAAGAUCCCACUAUCACACUAAAGAGCUUCUACAAUGUGAUACUGAUGUACCAGAAAACAAACGGUGCCAGAACAGACAACAAGAGUACAGAAACUUCUUGAAAAACUGGGAGUUGCGACAGGCGAACCCAUUCUACUACUUCCCAGAAUGCAAUCAAGACGGUACUUUCAAGGCUUUGCAAAGAGACAGCAUCAACUUCUUCUGUGUCCAAACGACCACUGGUGAAAAGAUACCAGGAACGGACGUUGGACCUGGAAGCAACAGACCUCUGAUUGAACCGGUCUGUCAAGCCUAUUCCCAACAAUGGGCAGAGUAUAGAGAAUGGUUGAGGGUUGGAGAUGUAACUGAAGAACACGAACACGAAGCUACUAACGGCUCAUGCACGAAUGGAAAACAAUUCGUGCAAUGCGGCUGCUCGAGAAAAUGCGUGCCUGGCUCCGAUAUGUCGAUGGAAGGCUCUGCUGAAGUUUGCGAGGGUUGCAAGCCGGUGUGUGUAUGCCCUGCUGGUCUUUAUGAUUUGAAUGGAACAUGCGUCGAUAAUGCAGCUUGUCUUGCCGCACCGCCAAUCGACGAGGAUCAUCGUGUGCUCGACGUACAUGGUGCAGUCUGGUUUGAAUAUCAACAAGACAAUCCAAGCCCAGUCAUCCAUAACUACUUGAGACUUGAAGAAGGCGAAUUCGGCGAGGGUGGUCGUCCAGCAGAAUACAGUCCGGGGCAAAACUCUCCGCCUGCACCCAUUGAAGAGAUUGAACCAACAGAAGUGAUCCAGGAAACGACUGGCGAAGGUGUCCAGGAAUCUGAAGUCACAUCUACGAAUAAUACACCUGUACCUAUUGAUAAUGAGUUUGAACAAUGGAAUGAAACAGAAGAAGUAUCUAAUCCUGAAUCAAACGAGUCCUCGGGUCCUCCGUUAGAUGAGGAGUUUGAACAAACAGAGGAAGUGGAGAAUGAAACUUUAACAUUACUUCUUCCAACUUUUGAAGAGCUGAUGAGAAGUACUCAAGAUCCUUACAGUGAACCCACCACCACAACUGUCGAGACCCCGAGCUAUAUGUAUGAGAACGGUAACGAGUACACUGAGUCGCCAUACUUAACAGAUGCGGAACUCCGGAAGAUUUUAGGAGAAACUUCAGAUCUCGAAGGGCAGGAGGAAACCACCGAAACUCCGAACAGACUUGAGGCUCAGAUGAACGGAAUUGAAAAUCGGCAACUCAUCCGGGAUGAAGUUCCUGCUGUUCAACCCACUCCUCCAAUUGAAGAAACCGUCUUUCUCUCCGGGUCAAUCCAGGAGAUUGAAAAUAACUCUUCCCAGCUUACUCUUCCACUUCCAACAGAAGCAAGUCCUCCGGAAGAGGAAGAAGAGGUUGAAGAACCUCCGGAAGAAGUUACAGAAAACAUGCGGGCGCAGUUUAUCUUACCUACAGCCCCAGUAUCAGUAAGAAAGUCAAAUGCGUAACCAACCAUCAACCAAUUCGUCUUUUGAUAAGUUUUCUCCCUGAGUCUUGUUCCUAAAUGUACUGUGUACAAGAAAUGAGUUAAACCGAGUUGGUACAACGUCGUCAACCACCCAAAGAGAAGUUGCGGUUAAAUCAUUUCUUUUUCCACUGUGAUGUCCCUUCUUUUUGUCCAAUUUUUGUCAAUGCUGUCCCAGUCUUACCCUUUCAAGUUGCCACCCUUGGGCUUUAGUUAUCUUUGUACUUCGCCUACUCACAAAGUCGCUGCGGUGGAAGGAACGACGAAAACAAGUGAAUUUGUUUUGGUUUAUAUCUUGUGGUCACGCUGCUCUCACGAGAGGUGCAUGCCACACGAAGAGACGACGAGCCCAUGGUGUCAAGCUUAACGAAAACGCUAAUGGCAUUCGGUGGCAUCAUAUUCUAUUAUUUCUCUGUUUUGACGAAUUCAACCAACAAAUUUUCCGGCUGUCGAGAACAAAUAAACAUUCUUUUUACAGUCAAACGACCGCCGGACCGACUCCGACUUUCUGCAUUUUUAAAGAGCUGUACUCCUGUUUUGUAGAUUGUGUACAGAACGUACUUCAAAACUGUCCUUUCGUGUAAAUUUGCUGCAUUUAAUAACGUAUAUUGUAUGUAAAUUCCCUGAUCAAAUAACGCGACAGGUUUCAUUCGUUGAACAUUAUUUCUUUCUUUUUAUUUAAGUAUUGCGUACUUUCUGCACAUCUUGCUAUUUAUAAUACUUGUUGUUUUUCGUCCAAAUAAAACAAUUAAAUUAA